This is a messenger RNA of Menidia menidia (Atlantic silverside), 1497 nucleotides long. The record is from the annotation of a GenBank genome assembly. Lineage: Eukaryota; Metazoa; Chordata; Actinopteri; Atheriniformes; Atherinopsidae.
AUGGACUUCUCUCAACCCUUCUCAGUCCUCAACGAGAAGCUGAGGCCUCGGUUCAUCUCCAGCGAGCAGCUCUACUCCUCCCUGACCCGGCUGGAGGACAGGCAGAUGGGCUCGCUCAGGAACAAACCCGCCUCUUACAGACCGACCGUUUUGCCCCGGGAGCCCGGGGCCUUCGGAACCGAGCCUCAGGAUCUACGGGAAGCUGAAAACGACGCGAAGCCCGAGGAGCUGAGCAGUGACAGCGGGGGGGAGGACAGCUGCGACAGCCUGUCCGCCGCUGACCGCUCCUACCUCGCCGCUGACCUGAGCCUGAGAGACGGGGAGGAGAGCGACCCGGGGAAUGACGACACGGACGGGACGCGCUCUGAGGAGAAAGACACCCCGGGAGAGCUGGCCUCCGAGGGGAAGAUGGAUCCUUCCGCCUCAGGGGCUUCUGCUGGUCCCGGAGAGGGCCCCUUCCAGAGGUGCUUCAUGGACGGGACCCUACCGGACCUGAUCAAGAGCGGCAGGGCCCUGGGCAGGCGCAGGACCGUGGGGCCCGUCUCAGACACGCUCAAUGAAGUGCGCAGAGAAGUGGCGCUGUCCCGGAGGCGAAGCAUGAAGCUGAAGGCUCAGGUGGACCGACUCCAGGAGAGCAGCGAGGGGCCUGGCUGGAGCCAUCACAGAGAGAGGGUGAGAGCCACGCACACGGCCAACAAACGGCAACACAUCCGCAGCACUGGGGAUUACAUCUUUGUUGCAAUCUCAUCCCAGGUCACAGAGGAGGUUCUGUCCAUUCUGAGGCUGCUGCGCCCGCUGACCGAGCCAGAGUCCAGUCAGCCGGAGGUCUGCGACGGGGAGAACGGCCUGGACACCGCCCUGGGCCAGCUGCAGAACGUGGCCCGUAAACUGGCCAUCAGCCACACCAAACAGGGGACAAAACAUGGAAGAAAUGGAGCUGACGAAAGCGCCAUUCUGCAGCAGGCUCUGAGGGACAGAGAUGAGGCCAUGGAGAAGAAGAAGGCGAUGGAGGCCGAGGUCCUGCGGAGUAAGACGGAGAUGAUGACGCUGAACAACCACCUGCUGGAGGCUGCGCAGAAACGCCUGGAGCUGUCUCUGGAGCUGGAGGCCGGGGAGAAAAACCCCCCACCCCCCCCCCCCCCCCGAGAUGACUUUCAGCGGAUCCUCCAGCAGCAGGUGCACAGCCAGCAGCAGGCCGAGCAGGCCCAGAAGAAGACCUCCCGCCUGGGCCUUCUGAGGAGAACUAACAAGCCCAUCCAGAGGCCGUCCAACUUCCCCAUGCCCGCCCCCGCCCCCACCACCAGCUCCAGCCAGAUCUUUGUGUCCCGGCCCGCGGCCGCCCCCAGUCCCAGCAUCCCCCCCUCUGCCAGCGCCCCGCGCAACUGGAUGGACAAGCUGAAGAAGGGCAAGGGCGGUCGUCACGGAGACCAGGACGCCGCCGAGCAGGACGCGUGGGGCCGAAAGGACGAUGGCUUCCAGGUGGGGUCACUGGACUGA